Messenger RNA from Spodoptera exigua (beet armyworm), 1976 nucleotides. NCBI's taxonomy places the organism in Eukaryota, Metazoa, Arthropoda, Insecta, Lepidoptera, Noctuidae. The record is from the annotation of a GenBank genome assembly.
GUGCUUUUCCCAAGAAAUUUCAAUGUUGAUGAUUUAAAAUCCUAUUUAAAAAGACAGUUCGCAGUAAAUAAUAACUUCAUUUAAUAAUAUAUUGAAUUAAAACUAGAAACAUGGAAGUCGGCCACCAGAAACCAAAGAAAAGACCGACGAAAAUAGAAGAGAUGACUAAGGAACAAAUCCGUCAAGCUAUUCUGAAGAAACGAGAGUGCAAUGCAAAAGCUCAACAGAUUGUCGAAAGCCUCUUGGAACCGAGCGUUACGGAAACAUACUUUCUGCAAUGCCUGCCCGACAUUAACCAAACUCAUUUCGAAGAUAUCUUCGAAGAACGGUCCAUUAUUCACUUGUGUGGCUAUCCAAUUUGCCCGAAGACAUUGUCAAAGAAAGAUAUACCUAAGCAGAAGUACAGAAUAUCAUUAAAAACUAAUAAAGUUUAUGACAUCACUGCCAGGAAGAACUUUUGCAGCAACACCUGUUACAAUGCUGCUAUGUUUGUCAAGAAACAGAUGUUGACCAGCCCGCUAUGGUUCAGAGAGUAUGAAGUUAUUCCAAAAUUCCACCUUUUGAAGCUUGAUGCAGUUGGUUCAAUGGGUGAGGAAGUGGAUGUGACACUCAUUGAACGAGUAAAAAUCUCUGAAAACAAAACAUUUACUUCAAUCAAUGAUUUCACUAAUGCAAGUUUAAAUGAAAUGGGUCCAUCAAUGGACAAACAAACUAAUGAAGAAACAAGUACCGAUAAACAGCUGGAAGGAGUUGACAGUAACUAUCAGGCUGAUGUUAUUAAAGCUAUUGCUUCUAUAAAUGAGGGAAUUGAGAAUAUUGACCUAAAUGGUAAUGAUAACAAAAAUACAUCUGAUACACAAAGUGUUAGUGAUAGUUCCCAAGAGAAAAAAGAGACAGAAGCAGAUAAAAAAGUUAGCCUUGAUUCAACAAAACCUGAAGAAGACAAACCCACUAAUAAAGUUGUCAAACCUAAAACAAAUCCGCUAAAUAUAGUUGGUGAAAUUAUAGAAAAACCUGAAAGGAAAAUUGACCCAAUAUUAACAACCCCUGUUAACAUACCAAACAUUGAAAAAGAAAACAAACCCAGUAAAAAGGUGGUACAGAAAAAGCAACCUUUGGUAACAGCACUAACUAUUGAAGUUGAAAAAUGUUUGGGUGAAUGGUUUACAUUGGACACUCUCCUCUUGUUAUUUGGGGAAGAAAAGGUAAGAGAAAUGGUAGCAGAUAAAGGAGAUUGUAUUAGGGAAUAUCUGAAUAAUUAUGCUAAAGGGAUAUUCUACAAUUCUAAUGUUUACGACCAGUACCAAGCCCUUUGUAAGAAACUCAACAUGCUAGAGUUGGAAGAUAGGAAGUUUGACAACCAAACACUGAAGAGAGAGACCAAACCUUUGCCGGACUAUACUAUGCUGCAGGAAGAGAGUAAGAAGAUGCAGCUGAAAGUUAAAGCUUUCUUCUCUGGAGAGUUGGAAGUACCAGAACCAGUAGCUGAAGACCCUAUCCAGUCUUCAGAUUUAGUUGAUGAGGAAAACACAACAAACUUACCCUUAGUAGACAAGAAUUCUCAAAAUGCUUUGCGUAGAAGAAUAGUUUGUCAACACUUGAACAAAGCAUUACCUGACAUCCUCCGGUCUCUUGGUCUACUCAGUCUUUCCAUAAGUUCUGAUAUUCGUUUGUUAGUGAAUACUUUCAAUUUAAAGGCAAAUAAUAUUAUGUUUAAGCCCAUACAGUGGACAUUGAUAGCCAUUAUAUUUAUAAAGCUAUUGUCUCUACGGGAUAAGAGGCUGGAACAUCUGUUAGAGCAACCUACUGCAUACCAGCACAUGCAGCUGUUAUUGCUUAGUUACAAGCAAGAUGGUGGUUAUUUGGAUAGACUUAUAUGUUGGCUUACUGAUAUAGACAGACUAUUAGAUACUAGUGAUACACAACUGACUCUAGAAUAAAUGAUGAUACUUAAUUUAUUAAUAUUGUUUUUUACU